GUUAAAAAAAGAGCUUUUAAUCUCAUUGAACCUCGCAAGUAUGUCUGGAAGAGGAAAACAAGGCGGCAAGACCCGGGCUAAGGCAAAGACUCGCUCAUCCCGGGCCGGUCUCCAGUUCCCAGUCGGUCGAGUUCACCGUCUGCUGAGAAAAGGAAACUAUGCUGAGCGAGUGGGAGCCGGUGCCCCGGUCUAUCUGGCCGCGGUGCUGGAGUAUCUGACGGCUGAGAUUCUUGAGCUCGCCGGAAACGCCGCCCGUGACAACAAGAAGACCCGCAUCAUCCCCCGCCACCUGCAGCUGGCUGUGCGCAACGACGAAGAGCUCAACAAGCUGCUCGGUGGGGUGACCAUCGCCCAGGGAGGCGUUCUGCCCAACAUCCAGGCCGUGCUGCUGCCCAAGAAGACCGAGAGCCACAAACCGGCCAAGAGCAAGUGAUUUUACUGCUAGAUACUUGUCCCCGCAACACAAAGGUCUUUUCAGAGCCACCCACCCUGACCCCAAAGAGCUGAUUCAUUGCUUUGAUCUGGGAUUCAUUAGCCAAGUGUAGCGGGAUAGGAGGGAGUGCCAUUGUGUGCGCUAUAAUACUGAAGGGAAGGAAAUUAGAAGUAACUUGUAGCAUUGCUUUACUGUCCCGCAAACAUCCAGUAAUUUAUUUUAUGUAGCGAUCUUCCUCCAAUACCACUCAAGUCGCUAAAUAGAAUGAAAAUAAUAUAGCACAGAAAAGCUUUUCAUACAAUACUGAGAGCAGGAGAUCUUGAGUCUGUUUCGAAAGACACUAGAGUGGGGGCCUCUCAAACUAUGCGGGGAAGUUUCAUAGAGUCGGAGCGGCACAGCUAAAAGCUCGGCCCCCAGAUAAAGUACUGGAGAGCCUAGGUGCUAGAACUAUAGGUAGAGAUCUACUGUAGCUACAUCUAGACCGU
Messenger RNA from Pseudophryne corroboree (corroboree frog), 918 nucleotides. RefSeq names its product histone H2A type 1-like. The transcript has a single exon. Gene Ontology annotation, cellular component: chromatin; nucleosome. Lineage: Eukaryota; Metazoa; Chordata; Amphibia; Anura; Myobatrachidae. The coding region runs from base 41 to 433 and encodes 130 amino acids. Gene Ontology annotation, biological process: heterochromatin formation. The record is from RefSeq and is a predicted model, not a curated record. Gene Ontology annotation, molecular function: structural constituent of chromatin; DNA binding; protein heterodimerization activity.